CACUGAACAUUUGCUCUCAAUCUUAUUGUUAGAUGUAGUCAGCAUCGAUAACUAAUUCUGACUUAAGUUAUCAUAAAUUAUAAUACACCGCACAAAUAAAAUGAAUACAGUCUUUUUACUGAGCUAUAAUUUAUUUUCACUUCUUGCAUUUACAAGGGGGAGGGCUGUCGCAAGCGUUACGUAAUUAUUAAGAGGGUCAAUCACGAGUUUUGGGUUUGUUACAGCUGGAGAGGGGGUAUUCAGAAUACUCCAAAUACGUGAUUUAUGGACGGCUCCUAAGUGGCAAUGUGUCAUGCCAGCUCGCUACCUGAUUUGUAUUUUUCAUCUAGGUUCUGGUUUAUUUUGCGUACGGAAAAUGUAGUUCUAAAUGAAACAGAGAAAUAUGCGCCUACAACAAUUGGAGUUGUAAGCGCAACUUGCACUGGAAUGUCUCUAUAAUAAUUAUUCCGUGUAAUUACGUUUCGCCAGUGUCGCGUCUGGUGAUAGCUGGUUUUUGCUGCUUUUGUUUACGAAGUAUACAUUCUUGUGAUCCUUGUACACUUCCUGCUUUUGUGGCUGCAGUGGUUGGUGGGUGGUUUCUUGUUGGUUGUUGGAAUCAGAGAGUAUAUUACUUGGAAUUGGCUGGAGUGGAGUGAUUGGGUGUCAGUUGCUGUGUGACCCGUGAUACUGAAUUUUUUGAUUAUUCAUUGUGACUGGUUCGUUAGUGUGUUACCUACGAGAAAGAUUCUGCCUUCCUUGUGGACGUUGAAAAUCUACCGAAUAUGGAAGUGCAUACUGAUAUCAGAGUUUUGGAUAAUGAAGAAAAAGUCACCACUGAAUUGUGCUCUUUGGUGGAGUAUAUUGCCAACACAGCUAUAGAAGCAGAUGAUAUUUUCAAGAUUGGAUUGUCAGGUGGUUCUAUCCCAGCUCUUCUUGCGAAAGGGUUAUCACAAGUAAAGACAGAUUGGUCCAAAUGGAGAUUAUUUUUCUGUGAUGAGCGAGUAGUGCCUUUUGAAAGUACUGAGUCAACCUUUGGUGUGUACAAAACAUUCCUGAUUGGCAAUGUGCCAUUGACAGAAGAUCAGUUUAUAAAAAUCGACCCUCAUUUAACAGCGGAGGAAGCGGCAAAAGAUUAUAUACAGAAAAUGGCAGUAUAUUUUCCUCCAGACUGCCUCCCGCGUUUCCAUUUGCUGCUUUUGGGAAUGGGCCCCGAUGGUCAUACUUGCUCCUUAUUUCCGGGGCAUCGCCUUCUAGAAGAAACAUCUGUCUGGAUUGCUCCCAUUACAAAUUCUCCAAAACCUCCUGCAUCCAGGAUUACACUUACUUUUCCUGUUGUCAAUAAUGCAGAAGCUUGCAUUUUCGUUGCUAUGGGUUCUUCGAAAGCUGAAACUAUCAAGCGUGUUUUUGUUGAUAAAGAACCAUUGCCUGCAACUCGUGUGAGGCCUAUGGAGGGACUGCUCUACUGGCUGCUUGAUAAAGAUGCUGCUGCUCUUCUGAAAAAGGGUGAAGUGAAUAAUUCAUAAUAAAACUCUUUUCAACUUGACAAAAUUACAUAAAGGUUAGAUGUGUAGAAUUGUCAAACCUUAUGAGACUGAUUAACAGGGGUCACCAUCUAUAUAAUUACAUUUCUUCAGAUUCGUACAGAAAACAGUUGAUGAGUAAAUAAAUGAUGAGCGAGGUACUUCUGCCAGAUUCAAAUAUUUUACACAGUAUGGAAGAUGUAGACAAAAUGAAAAACCAUAUUGAAUACUAUAAAACAGGAAUGUAGUAAUUGUAUGUUGAGAAAGGAAAAUUAAUAUUGGUGUCUUUCCCUGCAAAUGGAAAUUGAAACCAAUUAAUAACUAUGUAAAAUGAGAUUAAUGUAAAAUAAAUACUUUUGCUUGAUUUCACCACACUUCAGAGUGAUAUGGAGUGUUUAAAUAUUUAGUCUUCUGAAAUUGUAUGGCAGACAACUUUAGAGGCCAUGUAAGGUGAUUAGGAAUCAAGAUUUCAAAUACUGGCAAGGAAAACGAAGUAGUGUCAAAUUACAUAUAUUUUUUUCAUUUCCUGGGCUUUUUAUAUAAGUUAUUUGGGGUUGUAACUUCAUAUAAGCAAAUACAUUUUGUUUAUUGUUGUUGCUCAGAAUGUAAAUUUGAUAUUUUAAUUAAUAGUGUGCUAUAUUAUCAACCUGUUAACGUCAAUCUGUUAGCAUGAAUUCCUGGGUGGAUUCAGUGGUCAAAUAAAUCAUAAUUUCAUCUUUCAUUAAUUGGGUAUUUAUAACUAUUGGAAUGUUUUCAUUAGUGGGAGGAUGAUUUGAAGAAAUGUGUGAUUACUAAAGUUGGGAAGAUAUUUAUAGAAACUUCUUCCAUAUAGCUGUGGAGUUUCAACUCUUGCAUACUGUGGUGUCUAAGGAGAGUUUUUAAAGGAAGUCUGUAUACUGACUGGAUUUUUUUGACAUUCAUAUUCUGUUGUACAGAAGUUUUACUAUGUCAAAUGCUUGGGCAUCUUGGACUAAAACGUUUGAAAAUCCAUCAGAAAUGUACUGUGUAAAAGGUUAAGAUUAGUUUGUUUUUGCUGUACAUUCACUUUCAACUUAAUUGUAUGACUCGUUGAGAUGUUUGCCCAAGUGUCAGCUUAUGUUGCAGGCAGAGUAUAUGUCAAAGCUUUAAUGCAAUUUGUCGUUGCAUACAAGAGGCGAGAAUAAAUCAGUCAGCUGAUCAACAUGACAGAAAAUUAUUGUUGUCCAGCUUCAUAUUAUGAAUCCCCGAGAAUUACACUUCAAACGGCUUCAAGAACUGUGUUUCAAACUGGAAAUAAAAUGGAAAAAGUAGGAUGGAUGUUUUGUGCACUUAGUCUCAGUUUUUUAGAAUUGUUAUAAAGAUUUUGGAGCCUAAAUAAUAUUCCUGUACUGAUAACAUUAUAGAAGUUGUAUAAAAAGCAUUACUUUGGUAUAAGGAAUACUAUUUGCAAGCAGUGUUUGCUACGAAAUCUUAUAUUAUAUUUUUUUAUCUCAUAUUUUCAACACAAUAUUUAGACCUCUUAGCAGGUUGCAUGGCUGUACAUUUGGCCUUUUGGAAUGGAUGCAAACUCUGUACAAUUCAUAUGUCAAACUUUAUGAAACAUCUCAUUUAGAGCAUAAAUUGAAAAACAAAGUUGUUCUACUUACUGUUAGAUUUGUAAGAAAAAGUUAACUCUAGAAAAUGGUUUUUCCUUUUAUGUUUUGGAAUGUUUUGCGAUGUUCUUUCUGAAAUAGUUCACUUUUUCCUCUUGAGUAUUUUAGGUUUUUUUUAUGUUGUGCUACAUAAUAUUGUUAUUCAAAAGUCUUGUUAAAAGUGAAUGAUACAGAAUUUUUGAUAGUAGCCAUGAUUAUCAUUUCCGAAAAAAAUAUUUCUUCUGUGCAGGUUUUCAUGAAGAAUAACCAUUAUGAAAAAAUAAUUUUGUAAUCAAACAUUAGUUUUGUCACCUUAGAGAUUUGUGUUUGUUGAAUAAUGCCUGUAUAUGUGGGACUAACUUUCCUCCUGGUUUUUAGAUAUAUGUAUACCCUGAAUCUUUCAUUGUUCGACUUUUGAAUCUCUACCUUUUUAUCUUAAUUUUUAAUGUGUUAAAAAUUGUCAUUAAAUGCCCUAGCCGAAUAAGAUGCUAAAAAGACCCCUGCUUGAAAUUGAAAAUAAUUUUUUUUCUAAACAUUGUGGCCACGAAAAAUAAUAUUUUCAUAAAAAUGUGUUCUCUUUGUUUUAUUUUUUUUCAUUGAUUUGGCUGCAUGAAUUUCAAGUUAGAUAUAACCGCAUCACAUCGAAAACAAUUUUUUUAGUUAUUUUUAAUUACUUGAAAGGUUCAAAAAAUUAUCAAUUUUAGAGAACUGAUUGUAAUUUAAGUGAGAAUUUCUUGAGAAAUUUAGGUGUAAUGGUGUACACUAACAUAAAUACCUAA
Messenger RNA from Gryllus bimaculatus (two-spotted cricket), 3888 nucleotides. Lineage: Eukaryota; Metazoa; Arthropoda; Insecta; Orthoptera; Gryllidae. The record is from the annotation of a GenBank genome assembly.